Molecule: messenger RNA, 637 nt
Organism: Linum tenue
Lineage: Eukaryota; Viridiplantae; Streptophyta; Magnoliopsida; Malpighiales; Linaceae
Source: the annotation of a GenBank genome assembly
GUUGAAGAUGACGACGGUGGGUUGUUGGGCUUCUUCUCGUAAUGCCCCUGCAGUUGACAAAAUUAAAGACAAAUCUACCGUUGAACCCUCUCUUUUGGAUUGUCGACUUGACCGAGAGAAGAGAAUGUCGGAUUCCGAAUCGUCCUGACGGAGAAGGAUGGCGGCAGUGGCGAUAUGAGGCUGAGUUCGGGAGAAGAUUCACCGUUUCACGUCAUGGAUUUGUUCCACCACCCACAACAAAAUCGAGCUUGGCCUCUGAAUUAAUCGGAUCAUUAAAGGCUCCUGGACUUCCUGCCGCCGCAAAAAAGAAGAGGAAGAAGAAGAUGAAGGGUUGGGUUGGUCGGGUUGGGUCACCGGUUGUGUUAAGUUGGGUUGGGUUUAAUGACGUGGUGGGUCGAGUAUCAAACUUUUUAGUUUAAAAUUGGUUGAUUAGACACUUUCGUUAGCCACAUCAGCAUAAAAUUGACGGUGCUAACGGAGGUUAACGGAGACUAACGUAUAGUGACAAAACUUGGACGGUUUUACUAAUUUUAGUGACUACGAAUGAAUUUAGAUAUUUCGAGUGACCAAACAUGAACGUUUUCUGUAAUCUCAGUGACCAAUCAUAGCGAUUCAAGAUUAUUAUGGUGGAUUUAUG